AUGAGUAAAGUGGCGAGGAGGCUUGCGAGUUGCGUGGGGCGGUCCUCGCUUGUGGCUGCCCAUACGGCACGACCCUUCUCCUCACUUGCCCAAGCAGAAAAUGGGCAAUCUGCACAAGUUCCGAGGGUAGAAAAUGUAGAGCUGGAACGAUUUGAGAUGGAUUACAUGAAGGCAGAACAGCCAGUCGUGCUCACGCAGGCAAUCGAUCACUGGCCCGCCCUGCGAUUAUGGGCCGAUCUCGACCACUUGCGACGGAGAGCCACAACAGAUGCCGCUGAACCCUCGGACGAGGUGGUGGUGCCCAUUGAGCAGGGAUCAACCUAUUUGGAUCCCGAAAUGGAGCAUCGUCACGUCUCCUUCACCUCGUACCUCGACAACCUCGAGAAGGCUGAGCGAGGCACAGACACAGCAUCGACCGGCGGGCGCAGUCAGGGCGCGGCCGUGGGCUACUUGGCCCAGUUCCGACUGUUCGAUGCCAUCCCCUCUCUUCAACAGGACUUUGAGAUUCCCGCCUUCUGUCGUCUGGGCCGAGGCGACUACUACGGCACUCACGCUUGGCUCGGACCUCAGGGAACGGUGAGCCCGUUGCACAAGGACCCGUACCACAACUGUCUGGCGCAAGUGGUGGGUAGCAAGUACAUUCGCAUCUACCACCCGCGCCAUCAAGCGUGCCUCUACCCCUUUGCCGACUUCACCAGAAAGAACUCGUCUCAGGUCGAUGCAGAGAAUCCCAACCUGGACUACUACCCACGCUUUGCCGACGCGCCCUACCUCGAGUGCGUGCUCGGUGCCGGCCAAAUGCUGUACAUUCCCAAGGGCCACUGGCACUAUGUCCGGUCAUUGUCGCGAAGCUUCUCCAUCAGUUUCUGGUGGCAAUAG
Acanthamoeba castellanii str. Neff is the source of this 879-nucleotide messenger RNA. RefSeq lists its product as uncharacterized. Gene Ontology annotation, molecular function: 2-oxoglutarate-dependent dioxygenase activity. The record is from RefSeq and is a predicted model, not a curated record. NCBI's taxonomy places the organism in Eukaryota, Discosea, Longamoebia, Acanthamoebidae. The transcript is spliced from 6 exons. Bases 1 to 879 code for a protein of 292 amino acids.